UGAAGAACCAAGUUUUCUAGACCUAAUUAUUACCUUCAGAUUACGGAGAUAGUAGAAUGAAACUUGAUGAUGACCGAGAGUCUUGAACUACAGACCGUCUAACUUUAACUUUUAGGUAUCUCUAAGGCAAUGUUUGGGUGAGGUAUUUUGAGGAGGAAGAUGACUUUUAGAUGGGAUUAAAAAUUCUGUUUUAAAACUCUCUCGUUUGGCAAAAUGGCAAAAAGACAGGGAGAGACUUAAAUUUGACGGGAUUUUAAGAAAUGAUUAUUAGACUAGAUUUUUAUGAGACAAGUUCUCUCUCUCAGUUCCGCCUUGAGAGGUGAAAUUAUGAAAUUCCAAAAAGAGCGAAGAACUACAUCAACGCAACAGUGAUUUCUCGCUCUUUCUCCUUCCUGCAUUGCUCAUGUCCAAGUUUGAUCUUCCGCUUGGACUUUCGGACUUUCGUUUCUCUUUCUAUUCCAGGGGUUGAUGGUUGAUUUUUGGAUAUUUUCAUCUCUAAUUGAUUGAUCCACGAUUUCUAAUUUGAAUUAUGGGCUUGUGUUUCUUUCAUUUGAGUUGUGGUUUUCUGCGAUUUCUUCAACUUGGUUAGCUGACUCAUUUUGGGUUUGGCUUUCUGCGUCAAUUCCAUAUUUGUGUUUGUAGAUCUGUUUAUUCAUAUUUUUUUUGCUUGUGUUGGAUUGAAUUUCUUCCUGAAGUAUUUGUUAUACACCUUUGUGAUACACUGCAUCACAUAGUAUAAGAAUAUUAAAGUUAGUCAAGGCCCCUGUCCACCUAUGGGUUUUCAGGUGUGUAAUAAUUUUAUCAUUUAGAACUAGUUUUUAUUUUCAAUCUGAAAAUGAUAUGUUAUAGUCUUGUCUCUGGCCCCAUUGUAUUUACUCUUUCACUGUCAGCCAUUUCAUAGUUAAGGUUCAAUUUAACUAUACUUGUCUUUGGUUGCUCAAUAUCAACAAAAAAGACUCCUAUUGUCUUUGCACAUGAUCCUGAUGUUUUCAAUCAUAAUUAUUGAUCAUUAAAUUAAUAGACAAACUUUGGAAGAGGCUUCCAAUCAUAAUUAUCCAACCAUUUUGUUGUUGACAUGUUGUCUCUGAUUAUCAAUUUAAAUAUAGAGAGCACCUUAGUCAGAUCAGUUAGUGCUCUUUCAGACAUAUUCAAUCCAUCUCAAGUACUAUCUUAACCGCAGGUUUAGAAUAGAUGACAUGCACUGUCGGAUCCAAACACCGGUAUGCUUUGCUUUUCCAAUUGCCCCUGCUUUAGUCUCUUGUAAGGCAAUUCAUGUAAGUAUGUAACAUCUUAUCUUAGUCUGCUUGAUGUCUCUCGCUUUCUCACCAACUAAUGCCUUUGCCUUAUUAAGUAUUUUCCGACAUUUUAACAUACCGAAAAGGCACAUGCAGUUGCUUAGCCCUUUAAUCCGCCUGUUCACUAUGUUUGCAGUUUGUGUUUUUUGGUUUUCUCAACCCGAAAAGGCAGAAUACGCAAGUCAUUAUCAUUCUUUUAUUUUCAAAUGAACAAAUUCCUACCACCCCCAAAUGAAGUUUUUGCCUGUUGCCCUUCUGCCUAGUGUUUGUUCAUACGCAUAAAUAUGUACAGGCUCUUAUACACAAAGAUAAUUACACCAGAUUAAGUUAGGACCUCCGGUUUAUUAUAAACGAAGUUUGUAUUGUAUGCUGCUGUGUUGAGUAGCUAAGAGACUUAUCUUUAUUUUUAUACAUGUGUUGCUUUCUUUAAUCAUUACCUUGAAAAUCCAUGGUACGUACAUGGUUAAUUACUAGAUUGUUUCAACUAUAGAGAUCCGUUGCUUUCUUUAAUUAUGUCUUUCUGUACAUCCAUAUUUACUUGGGUGAAAUUUUAGGAUGUCAAAUUUAUAUGCAUUAGUUGAAAACAAAAUACAUGCAGAGCAUAAAGUUUUUCCGCAGUAAAUAUCUUUGCAAGCCCUGUUAUUCCGUAGUUGUGUUAAUAAGAAUUUUGGUAGCAAGCAACAAGUUAAGGUUUAGUUUUACUAUUCUUUGUAUUUGGUUGCUCAAUAUCAACAGAAGGGACCCAUUUUGUCAUUUAAAAUUUCGAUAUGACUUGUCAACAUGACAUGCUUUUCUUGCAUAAAUUAUUUUUUGGGUGACAGCUGCCCCUUGCAUUAGAAAUAUGUUUGGUUUUUUGUUCUUUAUAUUUAUACAUGUCUUGCUUUCUGUAAUUAUUACCUUGAAAAUUCAUGGUACUAGAAUGCUAAAUAUUUUCUUAUCUGGUGGGUUUAUCACAUGGGAAUUAGGGAUGGAUCUUUGUUGUAAGCGUGCGGGAGAAGAAGAUGAGGAGGAGUAGGAGGAGGUGGUGGUGGAGGAAGAAGAAGGGAUACAGAAAAUGAAAGCCUUUUUGAUUGCUGUAACUGGAUUUAUAGCAGCAAUAGUAGCUUGGUACGAUUGUAAAUUAUUCAUAAAAAGAGAGCUAUUGCCUGAUUGGGAUGAACUAAGACGAUUUUAUUUGAAUCAAUUAAGUGGAUCUGAAGUUGAGUGUAUGGAAAACUUAAGAGUUAGCAUAUAUGGAUUUUCAAAACUUUGCGAAGUCUUAUAUGACAAAGGUGGAUUACGAAGAACAAGACAUGUAUCUAUUGAAGAAUCUGUGGCCAUAUUUUUAAAUAUCCUUGGGCAUGACGUGAAGUAUAGAUCCAUUCAUUUGAAUUUUUAUCGCUCCAAAGAAACAAUAAGUAGACAAUUUAAUGGAGUGUUGCAUGCAGUAAUGAGAACUAGUAAGGAAUAUGUGAGGUUUCAUGAUUGUGUUCUCCAAGGAGUUGACUUGAGAAGAUGGAGAUGGUUUGAGAAUUGUCUUGGAGCUUUAGAUGGAACCCAUGUCUCUGUAAUUGUUCGAGCUGUGGAACGACCUAGAUACCGGAAUAGGAAGGGAUAUAUUUCUUCUAAUGUUUUGGGAGCUUGCAAUCCAAACAUGAGAUUCAUUUAUGUCUUACUUGGAUGGGAGGGAUCAGCAUCAGAUUCUCGAGUUCUACGAGAUGCAUUAUCUAGGCAUGGUCCUUUGGUUAUUCCAAUGAUAAAUAUUACCUUGUCGAUGCGGGAUAUACUAAUAGACUUGACUUUUUAGCGCCUUAUCGAGAAACUAGAUACCACCUAAAGGAAUGGUAUGGAAAUCAUCCCCAAAAUUAUAAAGAACUUUUCAAUCUUAUGCAUUCGAAAGCUAGAAAUAUCAUUGAACGUGCAUUCAGGGUGUUGAAAAAAAGGUGGAGCAUAUUAAGAACAGCUUCCUUUUUUGACAUUAAAACACAAGUAAGAAUCAUCAAUGCUUGUUGUGUAACUUCAUUCGGAUUGAGAAGCACAAUGAUCCAUUGUUGGAAGCUGAAAACUUACAUCUUUUACAUUUAGUUGAUCGUGAGUUGUCAAUGAGGCCAAUAGAAAUCAAUGAAGAGGAGAUUAGAACUGUUGAAGCCACUAAUGAAUGGACUAUAUUUCGUGAUCAAUUGGCGAUGGAUAUAUUUGCUGACUAUCAAAGGCAUUGAGCUCAACAAGCGCAGCAAGAACAAGGAGAUCUUGCAAAUGUUCCAUAAUUUUGAAGUUUUGUUGUGACUUUUAAAAUUUCUAGAAUUUUGUAUGAUUUU
Rosa chinensis is the source of this 3592-nucleotide messenger RNA. RefSeq lists its product as uncharacterized. Bases 2350 to 3081 code for a protein of 243 amino acids. The transcript has 3 exons. The record is from RefSeq and is a predicted model, not a curated record. NCBI's taxonomy places the organism in Eukaryota, Viridiplantae, Streptophyta, Magnoliopsida, Rosales, Rosaceae.